Colletotrichum abscissum is the source of this 171-nucleotide messenger RNA. Its product is annotated as 40S ribosomal protein S29. Gene Ontology annotation, molecular function: structural constituent of ribosome; zinc ion binding. Gene Ontology annotation, biological process: translation. The record is from RefSeq and is a predicted model, not a curated record. Gene Ontology annotation, cellular component: ribosome; cytosolic small ribosomal subunit. The transcript has 3 exons. Lineage: Eukaryota; Fungi; Ascomycota; Sordariomycetes; Glomerellales; Glomerellaceae. The coding region runs from base 1 to 171 and encodes 56 amino acids.
AUGUCUCACGAGUCUGUCUGGAACUCCCGCCCCCGCAACUACGGCAAGGGCUCCCGCUCUUGCCGUGUCUGCAAGCACACCGCCGGUCUCAUCCGCAAGUACGACCUCAACCUGUGCCGUCAGUGCUUCCGUGAGAAGGCCAAGGACAUCGGCUUCAACAAGUACCGUUAA